AUGUUCAAGAAAGAAAUCCAGGGCGCUCCCAAGCAAAAGCUCAAAUCAUCCGUCCAACGUGGUCUUCGCCAGGGGCUUCUAGACACGUUCCCUCUUCUGAAUCCCUACAUCGACGAGAUCCUACCCAAGAAGGCUUCCCUCUCGAGCGUGAAGCUGACCGACCGCAACACCCUCUACGUCCUCGAUACGACACCUCUCUUCUACCAGCAGGACCUCACAGGCACCCUUCUCCCCCACCUACGUCUCGUACACCGUUUCCCCCAGGCCUUCCCCAGCAUUCGCAUAGAUCGAGGUGCCAUCCGCUUCGUCCUCUCGGGCGCCACCCUUAUGGCCCCCGGCCUGACCUCACCUGGAGGCAGACUACCUGCCGACGGUUCACCCGAAGGUGUGGAGGAGGGUAAAGAGAUGGAACAGCAUCUUGAGAAAGAUGGACGGUGGAGCAGAGAGCUUGUGAAGGGCGAGCCUGUGGUCGUCAUAGCCGAAGACAAGGAGGAGGCCUGCGCAGUAGGAACCCUCGUUGUGGGAACCAAGGAGGUCAAGGAAAAGGGCAAGGGGCCUGUUAUCGAAGACGCUCACUUCCUCGGCGAUGGUCUGUGGAAUAUGAGCACCGACUAA
Molecule: messenger RNA, 615 nt
Organism: Fusarium sp. VM40
Lineage: Eukaryota; Fungi; Ascomycota; Sordariomycetes; Hypocreales; Nectriaceae
Source: the annotation of a GenBank genome assembly